UGGUAAAGAUUGCAACUUUUUAACAUUUUACCACAAACCCAAUAAUGUAUUUGCCUUGAUGUAUCAAUCUUACUCAGUUUUGGUACUUUUCUUGGCAAAGAUUGCAAAUUUUUAAGAUUUUACCACAAACCCAAUAAUUUAUUUGCCUUGAUGUAUCAAUCUGUACUCAGUUUUGGUACUUUUUCUUGGUAAAGAUUGCAACUUUUUAAGACUUCACCAUUAACCCAAUAAAGUAUUUGGCUUGAUGUAUCAAUAUUUACUCACUUUGUGGUCCUUUUUUCUUGGCAAAGACUGCAACUUUUUUGUGUCUCCAGAAAGAGGGUCUUGCAGUUAAAAGAUGAUACAAAAUUUUUGUACCUUCUUGAUGAUUAAAGCCAUGAUAUGUUUUUUCUGUGAAAUCUUGUGGUAGCGUGAUGGGUGAAUCUAUUGUGGAAAAUCCUGCUGGCAAGCACAAGAUGGGUGAGUCAGUUGUGUCUCGUCCUACACUUGAAGUGUCAGUUUCUUUUGGAAGGUUUGAGAAUGAUGCACUUUCUUGGGAGAAAUGGUCAUCUUUCUCCCCUAAUAAGUAUCUGGAAGAAGUUGAAAAGUGUUCAACACCUGGAUCAGUAGCUCAGAAAAAGGCCUAUUUCGAAGCACACUACAAGAAGAUUGCUGCUAAGAAGCUGGAACAAUUACAGGAGGAAACACAGCAAGUAGGACAGAAAAUGGAACCUCUAACUCCCAAAGUAGCUGAGCCCAAAUCUGGAGAUGAGACAGAAAAUGGAACCUGUAAUGGUGAUUUUAGUUCAUCCAAUGGUGAGGGAUUUCCUAUAGGUGAGCAGAAAAUGUCGGUGGUAGAUUUGAAGAAUAGUGAUGCAGUGGAUGAGCCAAAGGGGGAUCAUACUGUUGAUGUGGAGUGUGAUAAGUUAUUGGUUACCAAAGCUAAGGAAUUAACUAUCUCAGGUACUGAUGAGUCAAAGGAUGAUAUUUCUGCUGAUAUAGUGUGUGCUAGUUCAUUGGUUACUGAAGAUAAGGAAGUAACUAUAUCGGGGAUCGAUGAGCCAAAUGAAGAUAUUUCUGUUGAUGUGGAAUGUGAUAACUUAUCGGUUACUAAAAUGAAGGAAGAAACUGUUUUGGGAAUAUGUGAUCAAGGAGAUCUUCAUAAGGUUGAAGAGCAGAAUCCCGAAAAAGGAUGUCAAGAGAGUGUUGUAGAGACUCUACAAGAACAAAAAGCCUUUAUUAAGAGAAGCAAGACUGCUAAUGCAAAUGUCAAGAAUGUGCAUAAAAAGGUUCACACUGCAGAGGCUCGGGUAUCUGCUGGAACAAAGAAGAAACCGACAUUACCUGUGACAAAAUCCUCAAGAAUUUCCACUCCAACAUCUAAGGAAUCGUCAACUUCUAAGGUGAUAACUCCAUCUCAACCAUCAGAAAAGAAGGUGACUGGGGUGCCAACUCAAAGAAGUAAUAAUACUCCUUUGGCACAACGCAAGAAACUAGUUCCUGGGUCAUUUGUGUCGCCUUCUCAGUCCUCAAAUAAAAAGUUGAAUGGAGCAACGCCUGCUCAAUCUUCAAACAAAAAGUUGAAUGGAGCAACGCUUUCUCAAUCCUCAAACAAAAAGUUGUAUGGUGCAACAUCUUCUCAAUCCUCAAACGAAAAGAUGAGUGAUCUAACAUUGCAAAGGAGCGUAAAUUCUCCGGUGCUAGAGAACAAGAGGAUAGUUCCUACAUCAUUACACAUGUCUCUCAGUUUGAGUUCCCCAAAUCCUAUGGCUGCUACUAAUACAAUGAGAAAAUCGCUGUUCAUGGAGAAGAUGGGGGACAAGGAUAUUGUCAAGCGAGCAUUUAAGGCAUUUCAAAACAGUUUUAGCCAAGGAAGAUCUGCUGGAGAUAUGACAUAUAGUGAACAAGAUCAGGUGUUGUCAAAGGGAUCCGAGCAGAAGAUUUCAUCUUCUCUGACUCAGAAAGAGAGUGAGAGAUUAAGGAAGACGCCAGAUAAGGUAAUCACUCUAAAAGGCCAAUCAGGAACUUGUUCAACCUCUUCGUCAUCAGGGGCUCGUAAAGAUUCUGGGAUGGAGAAGAAAAAAGUGAAUUCUUUCAGAGCUUCUACUGGCUCUAGAAUUGAUAGAUCUACUGAUAAAUGGAAGGAGGAGGUUAAUAAAGCCAAGAUCAAGCGACCUGGGUCAAGUAGGUGAAAUCUGAAAGUGCACAUCUACAAUCGGGAUGAAAGCGUGAAAUUCAGCAUUGGCAUGGUGAUAUUUUGUUGAGGAAAUUCACCACUGGAUCAGCGGUGCACACAAGAUACUGAAACUGUUUUUUUGAAGAACUUACAUCUUAGGCAAGUCAUGCCCUGAAAACUGCUAACUCAGCUGCCCAUUCUCAUAGCGAUCUGGUGUAUUAACACUAUCCUCUUGUUAUUUUUGACAAUUAAAUUCCUGUUUAGUCAAGUCAUUUAGGUUUUAUUCUCUUAUAUUAUAUAGCUAAUAGCACUAGAUCUUGUCUCCCUUGUCUGUAAAAAUAUAUAAGCAGAAAAGUGAUCUCCAUGGCUUUAGGUUCCAUUGUAGUAUCAAAGUUAAUGUAUGAUGGGGUGAAAUGUGUUCUAUAUCCAAAGUUAAUUUUAUUUUAUAUGGCA
Messenger RNA from Capsicum annuum, 2608 nucleotides. RefSeq names its product protein WVD2-like 7. NCBI's taxonomy places the organism in Eukaryota, Viridiplantae, Streptophyta, Magnoliopsida, Solanales, Solanaceae. Bases 414 to 2171 code for a protein of 585 amino acids. The record is from RefSeq and is a predicted model, not a curated record. The transcript is spliced from 8 exons.